Oryctolagus cuniculus (rabbit) is the source of this 7331-nucleotide messenger RNA. RefSeq names its product sorting nexin family member 30 (gene SNX30). The record is from RefSeq and is a predicted model, not a curated record. Gene Ontology annotation, biological process: endocytic recycling; autophagy of mitochondrion; piecemeal microautophagy of the nucleus. Gene Ontology annotation, molecular function: phosphatidylinositol binding. Gene Ontology annotation, cellular component: early endosome; phagophore assembly site. Lineage: Eukaryota; Metazoa; Chordata; Mammalia; Lagomorpha; Leporidae.
CGCGGGCGCGAGCGCGGAGCGGGGGCGCGCGGCGCGCAGCGGCCCAGCAGCCUGGCAGCCCAGCCCCGCGCGGGCAGAGGCGAGCGGCGGGCAGCGGCUGCCAGCCCCAGCAGUGCAGGGCCUCCGACCGAGCGGCGGCUGAGCGGGGCCUCGGCCCCGGGGCGCGCGGGGAGCUGUCGGCGCGUCCCAAACGGCGCUUGCCAUGGCGGGCGGGCCCCCCAAGGCCCUGCCGUCCACGGGGCCCCAAUCCCUGCGAGACGUGCAGCACCCGCUGGCCGGCUCCAGCAGCGAGGAGGCCAUGGGCGGCGACAGCACGCCCAGCCCGGACCUGCUGAUGGCCCGCAGCUUCGGUGACAAGGAUCUCAUUCUGCCUAACGGUGGCACUCCAGCAGGCACCUCGAGCCCGGCGUCUUCGUCUUCCCUUCUCAACAGACUUCAGCUCGAUGAUGACAUUGACGGUGAGACCAGGGAUCUCUUUGUCACAGUCGAUGACCCCAAGAAGCAUGUCUGCACGAUGGAGACCUACAUCACGUAUAGGAUCACCACCAAGAGUACGCGGGUGGAGUUUGACCUGCCAGAAUAUUCCGUCCGCCGCAGAUACCAGGAUUUCGACUGGCUGAGGAACAAGCUGGAAGAAUCGCAGCCCACGCAUCUCAUUCCCCCGCUUCCCGAGAAGUUUGUGGUGAAAGGCGUCGUGGAUCGCUUUUCGGAAGAGUUUGUGGAGACCAGAAGAAAAGCGUUGGAUAAAUUCCUGAAAAGAAUUACGGAUCACCCCGUGCUGUCUUUCAAUGAACACUUUAACGUCUUCCUCACUGCUAAGGACCUGAACGCCUACAAGAAGCAAGGGAUGGCGCUGCUGACGCGCGUGGGCGAGUCUGUCAAGCACGUCACGGGGGGCUACAAGCUGAGGAGCCGGCCUCUGGAGUUCGCAGCCAUCGGGGACUACUUGGAUACGUUCGCGCUCAAACUGGGAACCAUUGACAGGAUAGCCCAGCGGAUCAUCAAAGAAGAAAUAGAGUAUCUGGUAGAGCUGAGGGAGUACGGGCCCGUGUACUCCACGUGGAGCGCGCUGGAGGGCGAGCUGGCGGAACCCCUGGAGGGGGUGUCGGCCUGUAUCGGAAACUGCUCUGCGGCCUUGGAGGAGCUGACGGAUGACAUGACAGAGGACUUCCUGCCCGUGCUCAGGGAAUACAUUCUGUACUCCGACUCCAUGAAGAGUGUACUAAAGAAGAGGGACCAAGUGCAAGCAGAGUACGAAGCCAAACUGGAAGCCGUGGCACUGCGGAAGGAAGACCGGCCCAAGGUGCCGGCAGACGUGGAGAAGUGUCAGGACCGGAUGGAGUGUUUCAACGCCGAUCUGAAAGCCGACAUGGAGAGGUGGCAGAACAACAAGAGGCAGGACUUCCGGCAGCUGCUCAUGGGCAUGGCUGACAAGAACAUCCAGUAUUAUGAGAAGUGCCUCAUGGCGUGGGAGUCGAUUAUUCCACUGCUGCAGGAGAAGCAAGAGGCCAAGUGAGCUCCUCCUUGGGACAGACUCAUCUACCUACACAGGGCACGACACCCCGGGCCGGAGCGUCUCUGCAGUGCCAGAGAGGUGGCGUCGGGAAACAUCCGCAGAAACAUCUCUCCUCUGUGUAUUUUUCCCUCCCCCUUCAUCCCACAGGUGUUUUCCAUCCGUAUUUAUUCCUUGGCGGAGCCUGAGGCCAUGGUGAUCUCACAGCAGAAGCCGCAAACCCCCGUGCUGCGAAGGAACCAGGGAAACCGAACACUACAGAGCUCUUGGACCUGAGGGACACAACAGCCCGCAGCCGAUGUCCUCACGUCUUGUGACAGUGUUCUCUUUGGGGACAGCCACGUUGCCCGCUGUGGGAGGCGAUCCGGGGCCUGCUUUUCCAGGACCGGACGGAGGCACGAAUGGAAGGCAGCUGUUGCUUUCCGUGGAGAUGGGGCAGCUCUGGAAUGGACCUCUGCGGGCCGUGACUUGUCUCUGCCUGGAAGCAGGUGCUGGCGCCUCUGUGGAGAAUCCAUAACAUCUCGUGGCCUGUGGCUGUUGAGCGUGGCCUGCAGCCUGCCUGUGUUGAAUGACAGCUGUUUGAUUGCUUGCAGUUCCCAUAGGGCCACUGAAAUCAUUGUCUGUAUGCAUCCGUGCUUGAGCGAGCAAGCCAGAGUCGCUGUCCUGUGUGGUGCCUCGGGGAGCCCAGGGGAAUGCUCCUGGAACUUGAUUCUGACAGCAGAAUGCAAUAGAUUAGCAACUUUUUUUGUGUGUAAAAUGAAAAAAAAAAAAAAAAAAAGGUGCGUUUUUCUCCGUGAAGGUCUUCAUCGUUUUUCUUUUGCUUGCCAGUUGUCGGCAGAACAGGGAACACACCCGAUAGGGAAGCUCUUUGUCCUGAGUCAGAGCAGCCCCUCCCCUGCUGAAAUCAGUGGGCAGAUACCAAAGCCCACCUCCAGCGUCUGCUUUGUGCAAUUUGCCUUUUACCUCGCCACAAACACCUAGCUUGCUCUCUCCUACUGUGUCCACUGAAUGUUGGGGCAACCUUUUGAUGAGAGAGUUGGGGCGUUGUAUUGUGAACCACAGUUGAAAUUUGUAAAUUUACUACAGAAUGUUCUGCAUUAAGUGCUUUGACCCUUAACAUUUCCUGGUCAGGAGGGACAGUCAGUAUCCAGGUGGGCCUCACAGAUCAGUGUGAUGGUGAACUGUUUGCUUCUAGCUAAGCUCGGACCUCUGCAAUUCGCAGCUAAAUUCCUGGGGCCUGCUGGGGGCUGCUGGCUGUGUGCAAAGUUCUCCAUCUCAGACGAUUACCAGGUGUACUUUUCAAAUCAACACAAGACCAUCAAGCAGGAUUUGCCAUCCAAUUCACUUUUUCCCCCUUCUGAAAUGAAGCUACACAUGUCCUAGUUGUGUUCUUCUACCUGUGGCUCAUCCCUACAAAACUAGAGACCUGAGCCCCAAACAAGUGGUGGUGGUCCAUUGUUGUUGUUUCUAAUGAAAGAGCUGUGUUAAGACACUGCUUUGUACGCAAAGUUCACCUGCAUAUACUGGCAGGUCAGCACAUAGCGUGUGGAAGUCACUUCAUCCUACUUCGAAUUGUACAGUAAACCUUGCAUCGGCCACCACUGAGAUGCUGUCGGGGACAGCCUUGGACAGCAGUGAAGUGUUCGACUCUGGUAUGUGUCAUGUUUGACAAAGUCACGGUUUCAGUGGCAAUUUUUAUAUCCAUUGGUACUUGCCGGUACUGUUAAACCCCACUCGUGCCAUGCUAAAGUCCUUAGAUGUGAAUUUCCAGCUUAGUACAAUUACAAAUGAUUCACUGAAGUGGAAGGUGAAGAACAAUCCAUCCACGCCCGAGUGGUGAGUCAGCAUCUCAUUCUACCUCUAAACCAUCGUGUUGGUGUGGGUCUGGCUGUCUGGGUGGAGCCUGGUAGAACCGGGGUGUGUCCCGAGGAGUGAGUGGGUGGACAGCUCCUUAUUGAUCCUCGCUGGAAGAUGCCAGGCUGACCCAGCAGUGGCUGCUCGUCUGUGGAACCCCUGAAGCUUUGCCUUGUAGGGUUUUGUGCUUUAAUCAUGUUUGUCCGGUGUAAUGAACGCUUGGAAAGAACCGUGGGAAAGAGUGGCCGGGAAGUCAGACCCUCACACGUGCUAGUUGCCAAAGUCCAGAAACAGCCCCGUGCGAUGGGUCGUUGGGAAGGAGGCAGUCCUUCCAGAGAGUCAUGAGCUGAGAGCCGUGGGUGGGGGAGGGCUGCACGGGCAGGCAGGAGACGGGCUCUGAAGGGAGUCCGCCUCCUUGGCGAUUGUCUUGCUCCAUGUGUUUGGUCCCCGUGUGGUACUCUUGUGCUUUGAGACGACAGAGAGAGGAGGAACAAGGCGAGCUUUCUGUCCUCCAGGCAUGCUAUUGGUGGCUGAGCCAGGAAACCCCACGCUUGGGAAGUGCUCUUCCCGAGAAGGGACUCCCGCCCCUGUCCUUGGACUGGCAUCUAAUGAGGCAAGGUGGCUGGCCCGGGAGGAAGGGGACAGUGGGCAGAGAAGGGGGCUCUCCAGCCGUUCCCACCCAGUGGCCCCCGCAGGCCCCAGUGUUUGCCUCUUCACCUUGACCAAGCACGAGGGAGAUUCCCUUUGAGCAGUGGAACCCAGAGACCGCUGAGCCAAAGACUGCCUUGCAGAGGUUUCCCCGCCCGCCCCUCUUGGUUCCACAGAAGGUCAUGGUCCUGAGGCUACCGGUCCUUAUCGGCUUUUAUCUCCCUUGAGAUUUUCUCUGAAGGACCCCCUUCACCAGGCAGACUGACAUAGACAGGUCUGAGGCUUGAACUCACCAGGCAGCAGCAGCUUGGAAAGCCAUCCCUAGCGCUGCCCCGAGCCUGGAAAGUCGAAGUUGUUCACCUAGUUUAAAAUAAAAUCCGGGCUACGGGAGAGAAAAUUGCUAGAAGCAGAUUUUAGAGACACCUAGGCUGUGGAAGAUAGCAGGUGUGGGCGCCAGUCCUCCCCGGCAGUGUGGUGGCUCUACCGGAAGGUUCUGGGCUGCUCUGCUCAAAACAGGGAACCGCAGCUCUGAACUGAGGAGCGAACUCGCCACCCACUGGGCCAGGGCUGGGCUAGGCCUUUACUCUUCAGUAAGGGUUAGUGAUUCCUGGGGAAAGCGGGAUGGUGGAGGCGAUGUCACCCUACGAGUUACUGAACUCCAGACUCCUUGCUUCAGCUGAUGUCACAAGAACCCAGCGUGAGUCUGGGGACCGUGGCGAGUGGAAGAUGAGUCUGUUCCCAUGGUGCACGUCCACCCCAGCCAGAGUGCGUUCUAGGUGUUGAGGCUGUUCUCUCCACGCACACCUGCUCGCCUCUGUGAUGGGGCAACAGGACGAAAGUGCAGUACCCACGUGGCAGUCUGCAGUGGGGUUUCUCUCAGGGUGGUAGCCCAAGAAACGCCGUGAGUGUGUGUGACAGGGUCCUGCCAUCAAUAGCAUUGCUUUGACACCAAUCCUGAGCUGUUGAGGGGAGGAAGAUAGGGUCAGCGGUGACCUCUGGGACUGUGUCGGCCUUGUCUGUUUCGAUGCCGAGAUGGCUCGGGACUGUCUUCACUCUGGCUCAGUGGGUUUGCCAGCCGCCCUCCAGGGUGACUCCUCCCUGCCUGUCAUCAAGGCAGGGCACACCCAUUCCAACCCUGCCUUCCCAGACGCCUACUCUUGGGGCUUUUAGAAACUGAGUAGGCAAAUCAUAGGGCUGGAGUAAUGCUGCUUUGAGUGCCUCAUUUACAAGGUGAAGUUGAGAAUGUGGGGGUUGUCUCCUUACUUUGAGCAGUCCGCCAGGUGGCCAUGGGUUGGACUCGCCCUCUGGUUUCCCUGUUCAGAAGCUGUAUCCUCUCCCGGGCCGCACUUAACAGCGUGGGCUGGGUGUGUUGUCUUGUUCUGUUCUCGCUUUGACUGCAGGGACCCGAUUUUUCACCUACCCGCCCAUCAGGGAUCCGUGCUUGGUUGUAAGGCUGUCUGGACUCCCCAUAGUUGCACAUCUCAGAGUGUGUGCAGGGCCGUCGACACUAGUAAAGGAGAGGGAGAGGGGCUUUGUGACAACGGCUGACUGUUCUUUCUUCAUCAUGUGUUUGCAGUGCAUCCUGGGUAUGACCAUCCAACGCUUUCUCUAUGUGGCAGAAAAGAGAUGCCACCCAGGUAGUUCUUAACCACUGUAGCUGGUUUGUAAAUAAGUGCUUUGAAAGAAAAUAACAAGGCCAAUAACAUAUCUGUGUCCUAUGUAUUUAGCACUUGAAAAAUCAACAAAACCAGAAUUUAAAAAAUGCCACAGACUGUUAAAAGCCUAACUCCACCCUUGGUGAGACUUUGUCAACACCUACUAAUAUGCCUUAUUCUUCAACUCGUGUUCUUAAAAUGCCGAAUAGAAGGAGUCUUAGAAAAGUAAGCGGUCAUUCAGCUGACAAGCUAGAGAUCUGACAUCCUCCAUUCUCAGUCUCCCCAGAAAUGAUUAGGGUUGCCUUUUGGGAGGAGAAACCUUAAUAUUGCUAUUGCCAAAUGAUACUUUGGAUAAUGUAAGGAAACACAGGGACCGCAAAACCACUCCUUAACCCUUGUGCGAAAGGUGGACUUCAUGCCUCUUGGCACGCUCUCUGUCGUAGAGGACUGGGAGUCACCAUGAACACGUCCUGCAGAAGCCGGGAACUCUGUGGAUGCUAACAGGGUUCGAGGUUGGCUCCGAUUCAACAGAACAGCUUUUUCCAGUACUGAGGGGACCUCGGUGCCACAUGUUUCCGAGUGAAAUUCUCCACAGCUGAAAUGCCAAAAACGCAAAACAGAGUAUGUUGACUCCCAGAAUUGAGCCAAUUUUAGCAGAGCUUUUACUAGUAAAACCAGUUAUCAAGAAGAUAGCUUAUGUACCUCUCCCGGGGGACACUGCCCUGUCACCAGCUAAGUCCGGGCUGUCUGUGGGUCGGCCCGGAGCAGGUGACACCUGUCCACUGCCCUAUUGGGCCGGCUUGCUCACCGUUCAGACCAACCUCUCAGAAAUGAUACUAGAAGGAGCAAAGGGGAGACCGGAAAUUAGUUUGCCAAAAAAAUGUGAAGGGGUCCAAAACAUUGCCUGGGCCAUCACUAGAUAACAAACCAGCAGCUCUUAACAGUGAGCACUGUUCACCUGGACCCCUCUUGAGAUCCUGGUCCUGUAGAUCCCAUAGAUCCCGGGUCCCUUGUACGUUUGUGCACCUGCCCCCUUCAUCUCUGAGUGUCGAAUGCAUGGAGAGAUGAUGUCCAUCUGAUACAUUCCCAUGAAACAAACUGCCAGCAACCUUUCUAACUUGGAUUUUAACUGUUAGAGAUUUAAAACACACUUUUGCUUGGGACCUGUCCAAAUUAUGGAUUGUAUCUCCUACUUUUAGGAAUCACUCUUUCUGUUUAAAGGUUUAAAAGCAGUCACCUUCCGAGGCAUUGAGAAAGUCCUCCGUGUGUUGUGUCGCCUUCUGCUGCCACUAAAGCCAAAACAAAAGCUGUGACAGACAGACGUGCUUGAGAGAAUGCGUGUUGAUGAGAAAGCUACUGGGACUUGAAAAAGAAUGUCCCUGUUGUUGUGGAUGUGGAACCCAGAGAUUGUAAAACAAAUGCAAAGCUGUUUCUGUUGAAUUACAGAUGCUGGCACGAAGUUCUGGUCCAGUUUUUUUUUUCCAUAUAUCUGUGUAUAAAAAUACUGUCCAUUGUUUACUAUGGGAUUAGUAUUACAUUUGGAAGUAAAAAAAUAUUUGUAUUGCUUGAUAAACUACUAGCUUGUAAAUUUUAAAAAAGUUUCUUUACCUCAAUUAAUUUAAAGUUAUGGACCAAUAAACCUAUCAAAGAUGCUUUCUUUA